AUGGCUGAAGGUGGCAGAACCUAUGAUUGCGGAAUAUGCGGGAAAAAUUUAAAAAGUAAUUACCGUCUGCAGACUCACACGCGCGUCCAUACGGGAGAAAAGCCGUACGUUUGCAAGGUUUGUUUAAAAUCUUACAACGACAAACGCGGCCUCACGAAGCACGAGCAGGUUCAUACGGGCGAGAAGCCCUACGGAUGCAAAUUUUGUUCCAAGACUUUUUUCCAAAAGAGUCAUCUUGUCACCCACGAGUGGAUCCAUUCUGUCGAGAAGCGUUACAAAUGUCAGUCCUGUUCGAAGACGUUCUCUCGAAAGGACCGUCUUAUUUGUCACGAGUGGACACACGUGGAUGAAACUCCUUUCAGCUGCAGCAUGUGUCCUCGAACUUUCCGCCACAAGGACAGUUACACGAGACACGUACGGGCUCAUACGGAGAAAAAAUCGUACCAAUGUAGAUCGUGUCCGAAAAACUUUGCUCGGAAGGACUGCCUGACUUUGCAUGAACGGAUUCACACAGGUAUAAAGCCAUACAGUUGCGUCGAAUGCUUGCAAACGUUCACCCUGAAACCCCAUCUUACGAGGCACAUGGGCUCCGUGCACGCCCACCACUGCACCAUGUGUUUGCUUAUCUUCGUCAAGAAUAGCGAUCUGAAACAACACGUACGCAACCAGCAUUCCUAG
Copidosoma floridanum is the source of this 678-nucleotide messenger RNA. Its product is annotated as gastrula zinc finger protein XlCGF71.1-like. The record is from RefSeq and is a predicted model, not a curated record. NCBI's taxonomy places the organism in Eukaryota, Metazoa, Arthropoda, Insecta, Hymenoptera, Encyrtidae.